AGGCAAAAAAUGGCAGAGCAGCAACCAAGCAAAGAAGAAAAGAAAGAAGAUAAAAAAGACGAAAAAGAAGAGGAACUACCAGCACCAAGUGUUCAGCAAUCUAUUCGACAGUUGCCGAAGAUUCAAAUUACUGAUGAUGAUAAGGGCGAACAGCUGCCAGAAUGCACUGAAGGAGAGUGGGAUGCCAGUGAUGAACCGUUCUCAGCUGAACUUCUGAACGUCAAAAAUGCUCCAAACAAGGUAUCCGUGUUCAGUGGUCCUUAUCGUUCCAAAGAAACCAUUGAAAAAAUCAAAAAGUUCAGAGCAGCAAUGCCUCCUGUCAUUCCAAUCAUUGACGAACGGCCAGAUAAGCUGGCUCAAAUGAUGAGUCGUAUUUUCAGUGAGAUAAUUGACGGACGUGAUCUUUCGAAGAUUAAGGUGACAGUUAGCACACAAUUGCCGCAAUGAUUGGAUUUGACAAUAUGAGAUCGGUUGUAAAUAUUGACCAAUAAACAAUUAAUUU
Messenger RNA from Caenorhabditis elegans, 502 nucleotides. RefSeq lists its product as uncharacterized. Lineage: Eukaryota; Metazoa; Nematoda; Chromadorea; Rhabditida; Rhabditidae. Bases 10 to 447 code for a protein of 145 amino acids. The record is from RefSeq and is marked reviewed. The transcript has 4 exons.